This is a messenger RNA of Protobothrops mucrosquamatus (brown spotted pit viper), 1071 nucleotides long. RefSeq names its product CCM2 scaffold protein (gene CCM2). The record is from RefSeq and is a predicted model, not a curated record. Bases 1 to 1071 code for a protein of 356 amino acids. The transcript has 7 exons. Gene Ontology annotation, biological process: vasculogenesis; heart development. Lineage: Eukaryota; Metazoa; Chordata; Lepidosauria; Squamata; Viperidae.
AUGGAGAGCGAGCCAGGGAUCGUCUCGCCGUUCAAACGGGUGUUCCUGAAAGGGGAGAAGGGGCGCGACAAAAAAGCGCAGGAGAAGGUCACCGAACGGAGGGCGCUCCACACCGUGUCGUCGGCCGGAUUCCCGGAUCGCUUCGAGCCGGACGUCCUGCUGAACGACUACAUCGAGAAGGAAGUGAAGUAUUUGGGCCAGUUGACAGUUCCCGGCUACCUGAAUCCCUCCAGCCGGACGGAAAUCCUGCAUUUGAUCGACAAUGCCAAGCGCGCUCACCAGCUGCCCGGCCAGCUGAGCCACGAGCACGACGCCCUGAUCAGCCUCUCGGCGUACAACGUCAAGCUGGUCUGGCGGGACGGCGAGGACAUCAUCCUCCGGGUCCCGAUCCACGACAUCGCCUCGGUCUCCUACAUCCGGGACGACUCCUCACACCUGGUGGUGUUGAAAACGGCUCAGGACCCCGGCAUCUCCCCCAGCCAGAGUCUGUGCGCCGAGAGUUCGAAAGCUCUCACCUCGGGGUCCCUGUCCGAGAGCGGGGUGGCGCCCGUCGAAGCCUGCUGCCUGGUGAUCCUGGCCGCGGAGAACAAGGUCACCGCCGAGGAACUCUGCUCCCUCCUCAGCCAAGUCUUCCACAUCGUUUACACCGAGUCUACCAUCGACUUCCUGGACAGAGCAAUAUUUGAUGGGGCCACCACACCCACCCGGCAUCUGUCGUUACACAGCGGUAGGAGGAAAGGACGUACCUCCUCCACUGAAUUCCCUUCCCUCUUCUUCCUCCUCCUCCGAGGUCUCCGUCCCUUCAUCCCGGAGAAGGACAGCCAAUACUUUGAGAACUUCCUAGAGACCAUCGGCGUGAAAGACGGACGGGGGAUCAUCACGGAUAGCUUUGGCCGAUACCGCUGGACGGUGAGAACCAUCUCCAACUCCACCACCAACGGCAACGGCGCCGCCGGCAGCUCGGACGACCAGUCGGUGCCGUCGGAGGGGGACGAGUGGGACCGGAUGAUCUCCGACAUCAGCAACGACAUCGAAGCUUUGGGGUGCAGCUUGGAUCAAGAUUCGUCCUGA